AUGUAUGUUGCCAACCUGAGCAGUGAAAAUUAUUUUACAGUUGUGGGACUGUUAAAUGAUACAGAUGCUAACAUCCCUCUGUUCAUUGUAUUCCUUUUUAUAUUUCUAGUGACCCUCUGUGGAAAUCUCAUUAUUAUGACUGUUGUGAUCAUGGAUCAGUCUCUGCAGACACCAAUGUAUUUCUUCCUUAGCAAUUUCUCUUUUUUGGAGAUAUGGUACACAACUACAAUUGUGCCUAAACUUUUAGCCAACCUACUGCUGAAAAGCAAUAACAUCUCCUUUACUGGAUGCAUGACUCAGCUGUUCUUCUUUGUCACAUUUGGAGCUACUGAAUGUUAUUUGCUGCUAGCAAUGGCUUAUGAUCGUUACAUGGCCAUUUGUAAGCCUCUUUACUAUUCUAGUCUGAUGGACACCAAAACAUGUCUCCAGCUAGUUACAUGCUCAUGGGUAACUGGAAUGCUGACAGGUCUAAUUCCUGCUCUGCUCAUUUCCCAGUUAGAUUUCUGUGACUCUCGCCAAAUAAACCACUUUUUUUGUGACAUCCCGCCUCUCCUGGAGCUGUCAUGUAGUGAUAUCUACCUGACAGAAAUCUCCAUAUUUAUUCUGUCUCUUAUUGUGCUCUUUGGCUGUUUGAUGUUGACUUUGGUGUCCUAUGUGUUCAUUGUGAUAUCUGUACUUCAAAUAAAGUCUAAGAGUGUCCAUAAUAAGAGUUUUUCCACUUGUGGAGCUCACCUGACUGUAGUACUACUCUACUAUGGGACAAUGAUAUUUAUGUAUGUCCGGCCCCACUCCAGCUAUUCUUCAAAUAUGAAAAAAAUUGUCUCAGUUUUUUAUACCGUUGUAACUCCAGGUCUAAAUCCUAUUAUCUAUAGUCUAAGAAACAAAGAAGUUAGAGCAUCACUUAAAAAGAUUGUACACCGAAUGCUGCCACAAUUCCCAGGCUUUAAAAGACAAAAUCUUCAAGUCCACAGAAAUAUAAGUACCAUUUUCUGA
Nanorana parkeri is the source of this 993-nucleotide messenger RNA. RefSeq names its product olfactory receptor 11L1-like. Bases 1 to 993 code for a protein of 330 amino acids. Gene Ontology annotation, molecular function: G protein-coupled receptor activity; olfactory receptor activity. The record is from RefSeq and is a predicted model, not a curated record. The transcript has a single exon. Lineage: Eukaryota; Metazoa; Chordata; Amphibia; Anura; Dicroglossidae. Gene Ontology annotation, cellular component: membrane. Gene Ontology annotation, biological process: G protein-coupled receptor signaling pathway.